Molecule: messenger RNA, 396 nt
Organism: Dictyostelium discoideum AX4
Lineage: Eukaryota; Evosea; Eumycetozoa; Dictyosteliales; Dictyosteliaceae
Gene: snrpD1
Product: LSM domain-containing protein
Exons: 3
Coding region: 1-396 (131 amino acids)
Biological process (GO): spliceosomal snRNP assembly; regulation of gene expression; RNA processing
Cellular component (GO): nucleus; nuclear lumen
Molecular function (GO): RNA binding
Source: RefSeq, a predicted model, not a curated record
AUGAAAUUAGUAAGAUUUUUAAUGAAAUUACAUAAUGAAACAGUUACAAUUGAAUUAAAGAAUGGAACAAUUGUACAGGGAUCAGUUGCAGGUGUUGAUGUUAGUAUGAAUACUCAUUUAAAAACAGUUAAACUCACACUCAAAGGAAAGAAUCCUGUAAAUUUAGAUACAUUAAGCAUUAGAGGAAAUAAUAUCAGAUAUUUCAUAUUACCAGAAUCUUUAAAUCUUGGUACACUUUUAGUUGAUGAUACUCCAAAAGUUAAAGCAAAGAAAACUACUUCAAAACCAGGUGAAUCUAAACCAAGUAUGAGAGGUGGUCGUGGUGGUGGUCGUGGUGGAGCAAGAGGUGGUUCAAGAGGUGGUUCAAGAGGUGGUUCAAGAGGCGGUAGAAAUUAA